GGAGAAUGAAGAAAUGAAGAAAACUAUACUAUCCGUCUCCAUUCCAUCGUUAUCGUUGUCGUCGUCGUCGUUUUCGGUUUUUAGUUGUCCGUCCGGAAGGUUUCAUAUGCGGGAAUAGGUAAUAUCAUGGCUUAAGUGAGAGUUCACCAUUUCGAGCUGAGUUAGUUAAAGAAAAACCAUCGACCUGGUUGAAGUGGUUCGUUUGUUAGUUCGUUCGUUUCGUUUUGGCUUACCUACGUGUUGUGUAUAUUUUUCUUUUGUUUUACUCUUUUUUUUAACGGUUUCGAGCUUUAAGACUAUUUUAUAAGACCCCCCACUCUUCUUCAAUCUCUUCUUUUUCAUUAUAUCUUGACAAAUUGUUUAUUCAAAUCGGAAUUCAAGUUUUGAGAGUUGUUUUCUUAAUUUACCACAAAAUCCCCCAUAAAAGGUGAUGAUGAUUUCAUUGUCAGCAGCGACUGUGCGAUGGCCUUUGAUGGUUCUAGUUGGGGCACUAGCAUGCAUCGCUCUGACAUUAGCCAAAACCGGUCCAACACAUGACAAAGUUGUAGUUUGCUACUUGUCCACAUGGGCCGUUUACCGCCCUGGCAAAGGUUCCUACGCCAUUGAGAAUUUCGAUGCAAAUUUAUGCACCCAUGUUGUGUAUGCGUUUGUUGGAUUAGACAUCACACAAAAUGCCAUCAGAUCCUUAGAUCCAUGGCAAGACUUGAAAGAUAAUUAUGGCAAGGCCGGUUUUGAUCGCAUAAAUGCCUUAAAGAAGACUCAUCCACAUUUGAAAGUAACCCUUGCCAUUGGUGGUUGGAAUGAAGGUUCCAAGAACUAUUCCAUUAUGGCCGGUGAUCCGAUUCGUCGGCAAGCUUUUGUACAACAAGCUUCCAAUUUCAUUCGAAAGUAUAACUUUGAUGGUCUAGACUUGGAUUGGGAAUAUCCAACACAAAGAGGAGGAGAUCCAAAAGAUCGUGAAUCAUUUGUGUUAUUGGCCAAAGAUCUGCAUAAUAAUUUUAGAAAACAUAAUCUUCUUUUGACAACUGCCAUUGGAGCUUCAAAGACUGUUAUUGAUGAAGCCUACGAUAUCAAAGAACUUUCCAAAUACUUGGAUUUCCUGCACAUAAUGUGUUACGAUUAUCACGGCAGUUGGGAUAGAAAAAUUGGCCCAAAUGCUCCACUGGAAGAUGAUGGAUUCUUGAGUGUGAGAUUCACAAUUGAAUACCUAAUGCAAUUGGGUUGUCCAGCUUCAAAACUUGUUGUAGGUCUUCCGUUCUAUGGAAGAACAUUCAAGACCGCUCUAGACGGUUACAUUGGCGAUGAAUCUGAUGAUUCCGGAUUCCAAGGACCAUUUACAAGAGAAGAUGGUUUCCUUGGUUAUAAUGAAAUAUGUCCCUUAUUGAGUAAUAAGACAUCUGGCUGGACCAAAUUAUGGGAUAACAAAACCUCACAAGCAAUUGCCCGUUUGCACGAAGAAGGAGGAGUCACAAAAGUUGUAACAUACGACAGUACUAGAUCAAUAGCGAAUAAGGUGCGUUUUGCUGUGCAAAAGAAUUUAGCUGGUGCAAUGGUAUGGUCAGUAGAUACUGAUGAUUUUCUUGGAGAAUGUGAACCAGAAUCAGAUACAUUUGCUGAAUUUGGUAACAUAAAAGGUGUUAAACUACAAAUACCUAGAAGAAUCAAUACAAACUAUCCACUUUUGAGAACAAUUAACGAAGGUAUUGUUUUGGCUAUCGAAGAAAUCGAUCAACAAAAUGCUAUUGAUAAUGAACGGAAUCAUCAUAUUGAACACAAUGAGAUUCCACAUGGUAGUGUGGAUGAUCAUAAGGGAAAACAUUCGGGAGCUUUAAGUGUUGCAUCGAUAGCGGUGUCAACAAUUCUGGUCACGUAUUCGUUUGUAAGUUUUAUUUGUUGAACAAAGCUUUGUGUAUGCGAGAUUCCUAAAAAUGUUAGUUGGUUUGCCUGUUUUGUUAUAAAUAAAUAAAAAAAGAAAUAAAAUUGUAAAAAUAAUAUUUAGUUUAAGAGUGAAGAAGACGUUUGUAUAAAAUAAAAAGAAA
Molecule: messenger RNA, 2039 nt
Organism: Episyrphus balteatus (marmalade hoverfly)
Lineage: Eukaryota; Metazoa; Arthropoda; Insecta; Diptera; Syrphidae
Gene: Cht2
Product: probable chitinase 2
Exons: 5
Coding region: 431-1897 (488 amino acids)
Biological process (GO): carbohydrate metabolic process; chitin catabolic process
Cellular component (GO): extracellular region
Molecular function (GO): chitin binding; chitinase activity
Source: RefSeq, a predicted model, not a curated record